UGCGUUUCGCACAGUCGAGUUGUUUAAUAUCGCGAGUGAUUUCGCGGACCAUCUCCUCGGACUUUUCCGCUUUCUCUUUGAUAGUCUUAAUGUGGCUGAAUAACUGUUUGAUGACUCUUUGGGCUUCGUCGAGGGACUGGCGCCCCUCUUGACUGGCCGUGAUUUGGCCACGGACCACCGUGCUUAUCUCAUUGUCGAUCGACUGGAUUUUAUUUUCCAUCCGAGUGACGACUUCAUCGAUAUUUGAGAGGGACUGUUCCGUGGGGAACAGCGAGUUGAUAUAGUCAAUACUGUUGAAAUCGGGCUCGUCUAGAGGGUCCUUACUGGGUAAAACCUCGGAAAUCGCCUUCUGGACCUCGGGGGUGAAGUUAAUGAACAAAUCGGGGCUCUCGUCCUCGAGAAUUUCUUCCAUUUUGAGGUUAGGUUUACUGUCACCACAAACGACACAACAGACUUCUAGUACAUUGUCACAGCCCCCGUUCGCACACUAACAACACAACGAAGCACCACCAAUACUGACACUUACCCGUUAUUAUCUAUUUUAGGAUUAAUAAAUUUUUUUUAAAUGUUUGAGGUUAGUGACAUCUGUCACUUGUCAAAUUAAUCACAGUUGGGGUCAUUGAACUCUGAUAAAAAAUGUCAAUAAAAGCCGAUUUUAAACAAUUAUUGAAGCCUUAUUACCUCUUCAACAUCAUAUUAAGUCUCUCUUACGUCAUUUUGAAGCGUACACCCGGCGUUUGCAAUUAUUUGUUCCACGUGGAAGAAUGCGAAUUCGAUGGGCGCGAAACCGAAAUACUCUUCUUUCUCAUCAUUGUAAUUAUGAUCAGGACCCGAAAAUCCGGUAGUGUGUCAAUGAUCAAUUAUUUAUCGUCCAGUUUCGUCUACACUAAAAUAGCGAAUUUGAUUUUGUGGUUCAAUGCUGAUUUUUUGAUGGGUAUCAUCUACGGAAUCAUUUUUAUCUUGGGGGCGUUGCUAUUUCCUGAACCCACCUACUCCGGCCCUGACAAUGUCAUUUAUUUCCGGGGGCUGCAAGGCUUGGAUGAGGAGUUGUCACGAAGUCGGGAUGGCUACUGGUUGGUGACUUUUUACACCGUUUGGAACCCCGCUUGUGUGAAUUUCGCCCCGAUUUUCGCAAAAUUAAGCACCGAGUAUGUUUUGGAGAACCUCAAAUUUGGGAAAAUCGAUGUGGGGCGAUACCCCGAUGCCGCACAGAAGUAUCACGUAAAUGAUAGUAGUUUAAGUAAGCAGUUGCCCACGACAAUUCUAUUUAAAGAAGGAAAAGAGGUGGUGAGGAGGCCGGCUAUUGAUUCAAAAGGCAACAUCAUGAAAUUCUUUUUCUCAAGUGAGAACAUUAAAGGGGCUUUCAAUCUCAAUAAUCUGUACGAGGAGUGCAAGAGUGCGAUUAAAAACAAGAAAAAACACGUGAAGAACGAAUAAUUGUUGAUUUAUUUAUGUUUCUAGUGCCAUAGUAAUAAAUUGUUAAUAAGACAACA
Messenger RNA from Tribolium madens (black flour beetle), 1493 nucleotides. Its product is annotated as thioredoxin-related transmembrane protein 2 homolog. The record is from RefSeq and is a predicted model, not a curated record. Lineage: Eukaryota; Metazoa; Arthropoda; Insecta; Coleoptera; Tenebrionidae. The transcript is spliced from 3 exons. Bases 637 to 1437 code for a protein of 266 amino acids. Gene Ontology annotation, cellular component: membrane-bounded organelle. Gene Ontology annotation, molecular function: disulfide oxidoreductase activity.